AUUCAUAAUCAUAUUUUGUUUUAUCACUCGGGUCUUCUUUUUGAGUUUUAUAACUUGAUUUUUUGGAGUUUAUAACUUGAUUGUUUGCCAGCCUUUUAGGGCUUAUAACUUGAUUUUGGCCACCCUUUUCCAGCUUAUCACUUGAUUUUAGACUCAUAUUUAUAGUCUAUACUUGAUUUUGCACUAAUAAUUUUUUAAAAAUUGUUACACACAAAGUUGACAAAAAUCUUGAGAUUACCAGUAAAAAACCUGGCCGGCAUGUACAUGUUGAGACAAAAUUUUAACCUGAAUUAAUGAGUUGGCCAUAUGUGGGUGUUCUCAAGAGAUGGGUUGUCUCAUUUGUCUGCAAUUACUAAGAACUUCAUCCGCAGGCUUUAACGUGAGAGUUGCUAUUGCAUUCUCUUCCAAACAAACACAGAAAAAGUGUGAGAUCCAGAGAACCAUCAACCAUGGCUUGUGUUGCUUUAACUUCUCUCAUGGCAACUAUUGAGUUUGAGUUUGUGCAACCCACCCAAAGGGUGUCACUUCAUGAUCAUGCACCAAUCAAAUCUUUCUUUGAGAACCUUUCUUCUUUGCAAGCAUUUCUCCAGAAGGAAUCCAGUGGUGAUGAUGGUGGUGCACUCAGAGAAGUGGAAAUCCAAAUCAGAGACUUUGCACUCGGAGCUGAAGAUGACAUCGAAAUACAGCUUAGCAACAUCCUCCUCGCUGAAGAUGGGGAGUAUCGAGAAAAAGCUUCCAAUGAACUCCAUCAAACUUUGCGAGAAGCAGCAAAAAAUGCAACAGUGCUGUUGAAGAUUCUAGUCAGGGUAAAAGAGUCGUGUGUAAGUGAGACCGAGAUGGCUAUUGCUGCUUUAACUACGCUCAUGACAACAUUUGAGUAUUACUUUUUGCACCCCCUCCCAACGGUGUCUCUUGAUGAUGAAGCAGCAGUGAUAUCUUUCUUUGAAAACUUUUCUUCUCUGCAAGCCUCUCUCCAGAAGGAAUCCGGUGGUGAUGGUGGUGCUGCAAUAAAAAAAGUGGAAAUCAAAAUCAGAAACUUUGCACUCAAAGCUGAGGAUUGCAUUGAAAUGCAAGUAAACAACUUUCUUCUAGCCAAAGACACCGAGCAUGAAGAAGAAGCUUCUCAGGAACUCCGUCAAACCAUGCAAGAUGCAGCAGAAAAUGCAGCUGAGUUGUUGAAGAUUUUCAACGAAGAAAUAGAUCAUGAAAGAGUGACAAAGAUGACUUGUGUUGCUUUAACUUCUCUCAUAGAAACCAUUAAGCUUCGGCUUCUGCCCUCAUGGUGGAUGCCAUAUGAUGGUCCUCAAAGAGCAGUCAAAUCUUUCCUUGGAAACCUUACUUCUUUGAAAGCCUUUCUCCAGAAGGAAUCCAUUGGUGAUGGUGGUGUACUCAAAGAUUUGGAAAUCCAAAUCAGAAACGUUGUACUCAAAGCUGAAGGUGACAUCCAAAAACAACUUGGCAACUUUCUUGCUCGCCGUGAACUCAACCAAACUUUGCAAGAAGCAGCAAAGAGUGCAACAGAGCUGUUGAAGAUUCUAACCAGACUAAAAGAGUCCUGUUUAAGUGAGAGAGAGAUGGCUAGUGCUGCUUUAACCAUUCUCAUGACAAAGUUUGAUUAUUACUUUUUGGAACCCAUCCCAUUGGUGUCUCUUGAUGAUGAAGCUAUUAUGCCUUUCUUUGAAGACCUUUCUUCUUUGCAUGCCUUUCUCCAGGAGGAAUCCAGUGGUGAUAGUGGUUCACUCAAAGAUUUGGAAAUCCAAAUCAGAAACUUUGCACUCAAAGCUGAAGAUGACAUCAAAAUACAACUUGGCAAAAAAUUUGCUUCAGUUGAACUCCGACAAACUUUGCGAGAAGCAUCAAAGAAUGCAACACAGCUGUUGAAGAUAACCAGACAAAAAGAGUCCUGUUUAAGUGAGAGGAAGAUGGCUAGUGCUUCUUUAAGCAUUCUCAUAACAAAGCUUGAGUAUUUCUUUUCGAAACCCACCCCAUUUGAGUCUUCUGAUGAUGAAGAUGAUGAAGAUACUUUCCUCAAUAACUUCUUCAAUAACCUUUAUCUUUAUGAAAAUUACCUUUUGCUUCCCAAUCCACCUUUAAAUGAUGAAGCAGGCCAAGAAGCAGUGAAAUCUUUCUUCAGAAAGCUUUGUUCUCUGCAAGCCAUAUUGCAGAGGAAAUCUAAUAGUAGUGCUGCAAUCAGAAAAUUUGCACGCAAAGCUGAAGUUGACAUCGAUAGACAACUAAAGAAGUUUCACACCGAGCAUGACGAAGAAGCUACCCAGGAACUCUAUCAAACCAUCCAAGUUGGAGCCAAAAUGGCAGCAGAGAUUAUCGACAAAGAGGAACAACAUGAGAGAGAGAGGGAGAUGGCAUGUGUUGCUUUAACUUCUCUCAGGGCAACAAUUGGUGAGAUUAUCAACAAAGAUUUCUUGGAAAAGUUUUCUUCUUUGCAACUCUUUCUGCGGGAGGAAUCUACUGGUGGUGUUGCUUUAAGUAGUCUCAAGGGAGCAAUUGAGAAGGGGUUUCUUGAUGAUGAAGCAGCAAGAGAAUCUUUCCUUGAAAACAUUUCAUCUUUGCAAGCUUUUUUGCAAAAGGAGUCCACUGGUGGGGCUGCAGUGGAAGAUUUGGAAACUAAAAUCAAAGACUUUGCACUCAAAGCCGGAGAUGAUAUCAAAAUAAAACUAAACAAUUUUCUUCUGACAAAAGACACAGAGUAUCAAGAAAAAGUUUCCCAGGAACUCCAUCAAACCAUGCGAGAAGCAGCGAAAAGUGCAGCACAGUUGUUGAAGCUAAGCAAUGAAGUUGAUGAGACAAAUGAAACUCAACCAUCGAAUAGUUGGUUAAAACAUGCUUCAAAGUCGAUCAGUGGAUCCUCGCAGAGCUUUUUAAAGCUUGAGAACAGAAUGGUUGGUCGUCACGAUGAUUGUAGAGUGAUAAAGGACCACCUCAUCUCUUCCCGUUCUCAACUAAAACUAAUCUCAAUUGUUGGAAUGGUGGGUAUUGGGAAGACCACCCUAGCUAAAAAAGUUUAUGGAGACCCAUCAGUUGCAUUGCAUUUCAAUGUACGAGGUUGGAUUACUAUACCUCAAGACUACACUAAGAGGCAAAUGCUAUGUGACCUGCUUCAGUUCAUUCUGCCAGCGGAGCUAAAUGUAAUUAAAAAGGGAAGCACUACAGAUGAACUAGAAGCAGAGGUACGCUUAUGCUUACUUGGUAAGAGGUAUCUAAUUGUUUUGGAUAACAUUUUGAGCACUCAAGCUUGGUUUGACAUCAUACAGUGUCUUCCUACUGACAAAGGUGGAAGUUGUAUAUUACUAACCACUAGCCACCUCGAACUAGAUUACUACAGUAGCGACUAUGUCCAUAACAUGACUUUGCUUGAUCCAAAAGAAAGUUGGGAUCUGUUUUGUGAUAUCCUUCCUAUUAAAGAGCACAUGGCACCUAAGUUUGAAAAAAUUAGGAACCAUGUUGUGGAGAAAUGUGAUGGAUUACCACAAUUAAUUGUUGAAGUUGCCAAGCGUUUAUCUGAAUGCGAUAACAUACAACAGGGAUGGAAGAAGAUUGAAAAGGAAUUAGAGUCAUUGGGAAUUCUAGAUCGCAACUCAAUCACUGUCAGUUAUAAUCCAUUGCCACAUCAUUUGAAAGUUUGCUUUCUAUAUUUUGGAGUCUUUCCAAAACGUAAAAGAAUUCUGGUUAAAAUGCUUACAAGGUUAUGGAUUGCUGAGGGAUUUGUGAAGCCAUUGAAUCAUAAUGAGUUAGAAGAUGAAGCUUAUAUGUAUUUACAAGAGCUAAUUGAUAGAAGCCUUCUCUUAAUUGAAGAUCAAAGUUUUGAAGGCAAAAUCAAGAUUUGUAGAAUGCACAGUGCCUUGCAUAGCUUUUGUGUAGGAGAAGCUCAAAAAGAAGGUAUUUUGUGUACAGUAAAUACUAAGCAACAUCCGAGAUUGCCAUUAAAAGAUUUUGCAAAUUCUUGUCGUUGGCUAAGUUUUUGCCCGCACAGUUUUGACUAUUAUGUGCACUUUAGUACAAACAUCCCUCGUUCUAUUUUCUUUUUUCUUGAAAAUCCUGAAAUGUUUGUUCCUCUCAAGGUGUUAAGAGUUUUGGCUUUUGAUACUUCUAUAUUCCUUCAAAGAGUGCCACUGAAGUUAGGGAAUUUAGUUUUUCUGAGAUAUCUAUCUGUAACACAAUGGUUUGAGGAUCUAGAUGAUGUAGUAUCAAAGAAUCUGAAUUUACAAACACUUGUUGUUUCUAGUAAUGGAGCACCUAGUGUCCAUUUACCAUCCAGUAUUUGGAAGCCACCACACUUAAGGCAUCACGAACUUGGCAAUUUGUAUAUAGUGGAUCCUCCAAGCAUGGUUAAAGAGAAUUUGCAAUCAUUAUCUUGUGUGGUGAGACCAAUUCAUUGCAGAAAGGAGGUGUAUGACAAAUUCCCUAACAUAAAAAAGCUGAAAAUUUUCCUGAAAGAUGAUACAGAAGCCAGUGCCACUCAUGGAUCUUGCAGCAAUCCCAUUAUUUUGGAUCACCUUGCCUAUUUGGAAGGGCUUGAGAAGCUAAGCAUUUCAAUUUCUACUGGCUGCAUUGCAGCCUUUCCAGAAUGGGCUAUGUAUCCUUCACGAUUGAAGAAGUUGAAGUUGAGUGGUACUAAUAUUUCUGAGAGGGAUUUAACCGUAAUUGCCAUGUUACGUGAGCUUAGGGUUCUCAAGUUGGAAAAUGCCUUCCAUGGAACAGUAUGGAAUUCUGUAGUUAAAGGAGGAUUCUAUAGCUUAAACUUCUUGCUCCUGGAAGCUAAAAAACUCAAGCAGUGGGUAGCUAGCAGUGAUCAGUUUCCGGUGCUCAAGCACUUGGUCUUAAAAUCCUGUUAUUGUUUGGAACGGAUCCCAGAGCGGUUUGCAAGAACUUCCACCCCAGUGUCAAUUGAGUUGGAGGGGUGUCACUCUUCCCUUGUUGCUUCUGCCAAGCGGUUACAACGGAAGAAAAGUUCCAAAAAUCUUAAGAUCAAAAUCCUGGACCCUAAAUGUGAUGAGUCACAGAAUAAACAUACAAAAGUGUCUAUAGAGUAUCCAGAAGUUGGUAGUAGAUGGUACUGAAACAUGGGCUCAAGAUUGAGCUUUCUGUCAAAAAGACAGUGGAUCACCGAACAUUGUGAAAGAGAUAGAUCUAAUGUUGAUGUUGUCUUUUUGAAGAAAUCAUGUUGGGGACUAGGGCAAGCUGCCAAGCAGGCAUUCUGUAAGGCAUUAAAUCAAAGAGAUGGUUUUCAAAUCCUGUAGUCAGUCUUCAGGUGAUGGUGAUAUCCCAUGUCUCGAGAUGUUAUUGUUUGAAAAGUUCCCUUGGUAUUUAACAGAACAUUUGAACCUGAGGUCAAUUAAGUUGGAUUGGUGUGGCCCUUCCCUUGUUGCUUUUGCUAAGCAGAUUCGAGACUGCCAAGUUGAAAUGGGAAACUGCAUUUUUGAAGUUAGAAGCUACAACAUAUGAUCCAUUCUCAAUUAUUUCUUUUCCAUUCCAUAUGGAUGCUACUAUUUCUUGAGAUAAUUGAAGGUUGCAAAUGAAUUGGUUCCUCAUGACUUCAUCAACAAUACUGAUCUUCAAUUCAAUUCUUGUUUGGUGCUUUUCUCCCCUUGUUAGUUGUUACACUGUAAAUUCCAAGUGCUAUCAUUGAUCAAUUGCCUUGUUUCAAAGAAUGCAGAGGAUAUUCUUUGACAGACAAAUAGCUUCUUAUUUGCAGGCCAUUAAAGAUAAACUUCCUCAGUCAGACAUCACAGACAGAUACAGUAUUCCUAGAUCUACAAGUCUUGUCAAUGUAAUAUUGUGAAUAUAACUCUCUGACUAAGUUAUAACCUGAAAGAAGAUCGGGGUGGGAAUGGUAUUGUUUACUUGUACAGAUAUAUUGAAGGUAUAAUUUGGUUGCUUCCUUGGACCUCAGCUCUGAAAUGGGAAACUGCAUUUUUUAGAUCAAAUUCCAGGGGCCUGAAUAUGAUGAAUCACAUAUAGAAGAGUUUGUAGAAGAUGACUUGG
This is a messenger RNA of Ipomoea triloba (trilobed morning glory), 6003 nucleotides long. Its product is annotated as disease resistance protein RPH8A-like. Lineage: Eukaryota; Viridiplantae; Streptophyta; Magnoliopsida; Solanales; Convolvulaceae. The coding region runs from base 450 to 5078 and encodes 1542 amino acids. The transcript has 7 exons. Gene Ontology annotation, molecular function: ADP binding. Gene Ontology annotation, biological process: defense response to other organism. The record is from RefSeq and is a predicted model, not a curated record.